Molecule: messenger RNA, 456 nt
Organism: Ceraceosorus guamensis
Lineage: Eukaryota; Fungi; Basidiomycota; Exobasidiomycetes; Ceraceosorales; Ceraceosoraceae
Exons: 4
Coding region: 1-456 (151 amino acids)
Cellular component (GO): nucleus
Molecular function (GO): DNA binding
Source: RefSeq, a predicted model, not a curated record
AUGGCGGACGAAGGUACUACUGUCAUCGGCUACAAGACCCGUGGGGGUCAGUCUGGAGGCGGAGGCGGAAGUCAAGGACCUACAGCUUACGAGCGCGCAAAGGCUGUGGGUGCCAUCACUGAGAAUGACCGAAAGACUGCUGCGGGUCACAACAAGGGUCAUGCAGGGCCAGAGCAUGGUCACUUGGCCAAGCUUGACCGAGAGAAUGAAGUUGCGCCACCCUCCAAGGUCGCCCCAAGCGUGGGCAAGGCCAUCGCUCAAGCCAGGCAAGACAAGAGCUUGACUCAAAAGGAGCUGGGAACGAAGAUCAAUGAGAAGCCUCAGGUCGUUGCAGAGUAUGAGAGCGGCAAAGCUAUUCCCAAUCAGGUCAUUUUGGGCAAGCUGGAGAGAGCUCUGGGCAUCAAGUUGAGAGGCAAAGACAUCGGCUCUCCUCUUGGAGGACCCAAAAAGAAGUAG